AUGACAGCAAAGGGGUACUAUGGGGGAUUCGCAACGGCGGCUUUCAAGGCGGGAGCAGCGAGAGGGCAGUUCAAGAAAGAUCCCCUCCCACCGGCGCCUGCGGAGAAAGAGGGAGACAAGAAUGAGACACUCGUUCUAGUUGGGGUGGUGGGGACAAAGCUUGAGGACAAGAAUGUUCACUCCAGGUCCUCUGGUGAUAUGUACGGUGCAGGCUGCGUUACUAUCGCUGCCUUCCUCCCCCCCCCUCCUCGUCCCGCUCUCUCCCCCUUUCCUCCGUUCCCCACUCUCUCAGCCUUUCCUCUUCCCCCCAAUCUCUCUCCUUCUCCUCCUUUCACCAAUCUCUCACCCUCUCCUCCUACUCGCACUCUCUCACCCUUUCCUCCCCCCUCACUCUUCUCGCCCGUCCCCUCGUCCCUCACUCUUCUCGCCCUUCCCCUCCCCCCUCACUCUUCUCGCCCUUCCCCUCCCCCCUCACUCUUCUCGCCCGUCCCCUCGUCCCUCACUCUUCUCGCCCGUCCCCUCGUCCCUCACUCGUCUCACCAUCCAACACUUUGUCCCAUCUAA
Closterium sp. Naga37s-1 is the source of this 564-nucleotide messenger RNA. The record is from the annotation of a GenBank genome assembly. Lineage: Eukaryota; Viridiplantae; Streptophyta; Zygnematophyceae; Desmidiales; Closteriaceae.